UAUCGAGCUGUUGUAUUAUGCAAAAGUUGUAGCUUAAUUGUUUUUGUAUUUAAUUAAAACUUAUCACAGAAAUGUUGUCGCUUUUGUCGUCCAUGCGGGCGCUUGCCGUGCGCCAACAGACAGGAGAAGCGCUCAGGUGUCUGCACCUUACAGCAGUCACGGAAGCAGCACGUAAAGGCACGCGCGAGAAGGCCCGCAAGAAAAAGGUUAAGGUGGAAGUGAAGAAGGUGGGAUUCAUACCUCACAAUCAGCGGGAUAAAAAAAUCAAUGUGAAGCGUGCCGAUAAGCAUGUAGACGACUCCUGGAAACAGGUGCCCAAGGAUGACGUUUACGUAGGCCGGUAUUAUCGCUGGCGUGUUUACUCGGUUGCCGAGGCUAUACAAUGUCAUCGGGAGACACAUCAUCCAAGCAUGUACAAUGUGCCCAAUGCCCCGCUGAAUGUAGAAAUUGAGUUAAAUAUGCAGGGCGAGAAAGCAACACGCUUUGUUGACAACUUCCAGCGCAUGGCCAUGAUACCGCACAAGUUUCAGCAUGGCGAGGAUCGCAAAAUCAUCGUAUUUACCAAGGGCAAUGAUGAAAUAACGGAGGCACGUGCAGCCGGCGCCUCGUUAGUAGGCGGCGUGGAGCUGAUUAAAGACAUUACCAGCGGUGAGCUGCUGCUCUCCGACUAUCAGUACAUCCUGGCGCAUCCAAAUAUAUUAGCAGAGCUGGUGGCAUUGCGUGGUUUGAUGAAGCGCAAAUUUCCCAAUCCAAAAAGCGAAACUCUAGGUGCAAAUCUAGCCGAGAUGAUAAUGAAGUUUUCAAAUGGCAUUAGCUACGGCGCGACCAAGGACGAAUAUCAACAGAACUUUGGGCUGAUAACCACAAGUGUGGGAACGCUUAACAUGGAUGCGCAACACUUGGAGGAAAAUCUGCGCCAUUUGCUGCAGGAUGUCAACCAAAUGCGACCCAAGCGCGAUGGACUCUUUAUAACGCGUGUACUCCUGAAGAGUCCGCCCAGCAGUGAACAGCUGAAGAUAGAUCCAUUUCUCUAUGUGCCGGAGAACUAUGACAAAAGCGCAGCCAAAGUAACUAGAGGCGAGGCCAAAAAGAGAGAAGAGGCCGCUGAGGAGGCAGAGCAAGCAGCUGCGGCGGCAAAUUAGUUGUUUUUUUAAUUGUAUAUUAAAGUUUGUGCAUUGACGUCAGAAUACUUAAAAAACUUACAGCAAUGGAACAGUAAAAAAUGUUUGUUUAAGGAUACAAUCUUUGGCCUUAUUGCUAAUUUUA
This is a messenger RNA of Drosophila busckii, 1266 nucleotides long. RefSeq names its product 50S ribosomal protein L1 (gene mRpL1). The transcript has 3 exons. Gene Ontology annotation, biological process: translation. Gene Ontology annotation, molecular function: RNA binding; structural constituent of ribosome. The record is from RefSeq and is a predicted model, not a curated record. Gene Ontology annotation, cellular component: mitochondrion; large ribosomal subunit. NCBI's taxonomy places the organism in Eukaryota, Metazoa, Arthropoda, Insecta, Diptera, Drosophilidae. Bases 72 to 1142 code for a protein of 356 amino acids.